Messenger RNA from Acytostelium subglobosum LB1, 837 nucleotides. RefSeq lists its product as hypothetical. Lineage: Eukaryota; Evosea; Eumycetozoa; Acytosteliales; Acytosteliaceae. The transcript has a single exon. The record is from RefSeq and is a predicted model, not a curated record. The annotation marks the transcript as partial.
AUGUCAGUAUGGCCGCUACGCCACACUUGGUCAGCGAUGUGUAUCAGAUUACUCUUGCGCCUCCAUCUUCAUGGAGUGUGUGGCAGGCAUCUGCCACAAGAAGCCAGACGAACAGUGCCAGAGGGACAAUAUCAAUGGUGCGCAGGCUCGGGCACUCCAACUGCCCAGUGCGCUCCAAGACGCGGCAUCAACGAAUCAUGUGAGGAUCACUUGUAUCAAGACCAAUGCCAGAUUGGACUGGUAUGCACUUACGUCGACAGCACCAUGACCAACAGAACAUGUGUCCCACUGUCUUCCAAGCCUGAGGGUUCCGCCUGUGUAGAGCCUGAGCUCGAUCUAACGCUCAACGGAAGAAUCCCGCACAUUGAAUGCGAUAUGUCCAAGGGGCUCAAAUGCAUCAAAGGCACCUGCCAGAAGUCAUUGCCACUGCCCAGUGGCCCAGCCGACUGCAGCACCGCCUUAUCGUGCGAUUAUCAACGAUGCCAGUGCCCAACUGUCAACUCCACGAUAGGCUACUGUGAUUACAUUUACAACUACGACUUGGCCUGUGCCAACAGUAUCCAGGACCUGGUCAAGUGUGCCCUCAAGUACAAGUGUCAGACUACGGCACAAUACUACUCGCCCAUGUCUUGUCUCUAUCGACACUGUUCAGACGUCAUCUGCAACAACAAGUGCUCGACAUCACGUAUCAAGAUCAGCACAUGUGGACCAUCAGAGGAGGUCCUCUAUCCAACUUGUAACCUACUCAUAGCACCCACUGACGACGAUCUUCCUUCUGUCGGUGCCAUCCAAAUUCCAUCAUCACUGAUUGUCUUGUUCAUGUCGACCAUCAUCAGC